UGAGGCGUCAACGCGUCCUUAGAAGGAGACGGAAGUCCUUCGGUGUUGUUGUGACUGGUGAAAGUCCCAAAACUAGUCCUGAAGAAUGCUGGAUGAUAGUUUGAGCCAAGUCAAGCCGAUCGACAUCUGCAAGUUCAUCCUCAACACCGAAAGUUAUCUGGAACACAAACUUGCACGUUUAAGUGUGUGACGUGGACGUGUGUAAAUGUGACAACAACUAGGAUUUUAACAUUGUGGACUUCAAAACAUCCACCAACACCUCACUGAGCCAGCAGGUCAGCAUGGACGCGGUCAAGCUGUCGGUCCGUCCGUCCAGAGGCCUGGUGGACGAGAAGUUUGUCAUCCUGGUCCAGAACGCGCCCCCCGGCGUCCAGCUCACCGUCCACGCCUUCCACCGCUGCGAGGACGGACACAGCUGGGAGGCGUUCGCUCACUACGUGUCCGACGCCAGCGGCUCCGUGGACGUCUCCAAAGAUGUCAGCCUGGGGGGCACGUACUCGGGACUGGAGCCCAUGGGUCUCCUGUGGAGCCUCAGACCGGUUCCAGGCAGCCAACGUGGACUCAGGAUGAGGAAGAUGAAGGUGCAGACCCCCAUGGAGGUCACCAUCUCCGUGCAGCGGGGUCACGGCACUCAAGGCUUCCUGGACCAGGUGGCGCUGGCCUCCCAGGCGGUGGAGCGCUGGUACAUAGCGCCCGGCGUCCGCCGGAUCCCCGUCACGACGGACGGACUGUCUGCGACCCUCUUCCUGCCCUCAGGACCCGGACCUUUCCCCGCCAUCCUGGACCUGUGGGGGGGCGGGGGCCAGCUGGUGGAGUACCGAGCGGCGCUGUUGGCCUCACACGGCUUCGCCUCGCUGGCCCUUGACUACCUGAACUCUAAGAUCACCACGGAAACGGGCAAGAUGGCAGACAACACCUACUUUGAGACGACCUUCAGGGUCCUGCAACAACACCCACAGGUGCUCGCCGACCGCAUCGCCAUCUUGGGUCUCUCCUUCGGCUGCACCAUCACGCUCAGGAUGGCGGCAUACUCGCCCGUUGUCAAGCCCAGGUGUGUGGUGUGCAUCAGUGGAAGUCACGUGCAGCCAGUUGAUGGAACGCUGGAAGACAUCUUUGCUUUCUACGCCCAGCACAACAACAAGAUGGAGUUCAACGAGGAGAACGAGACCAUCAUGAGAAAUAUUCUGCUGCCCAUCACAGCCGACCCGGCCCUCAAAGUGGACAUGGGUCGCGUGCACUGUCCCGUGUUGCUGGUAGUGGGCCAGGACGAUCAGAACUGGUGCGCCUGCGAGUCCGCUCUGGACAUGAAGGAGAUGAUGGAGCGUGCGGGGAACAGCCACCUGCUGACCGUUCUGUCCUACCCCGACGCCGGUCACCUGAUCGAGCCGCCGUACUCGCCGCACACCCGGUCCAGCUCCUUCCGCAGCGUCGGCAGCCGGCAGAAGAUCACCGCCCUGUGGGGAGGACAAUGUGCGGCUCACGCGCUCGCUCAGGAAGACUCGUGGAAGAAGACGCUGGCCUUCCUGCGUGAGAAUCUGUACGCCGCUCACUAGCGCCCCCUGUGCCCGCCCACUGAACAACAACCAGCUAAU
Molecule: messenger RNA, 1592 nt
Organism: Entelurus aequoreus (snake pipefish)
Lineage: Eukaryota; Metazoa; Chordata; Actinopteri; Syngnathiformes; Syngnathidae
Product: peroxisomal succinyl-coenzyme A thioesterase-like
Exons: 11
Coding region: 282-1553 (423 amino acids)
Biological process (GO): acyl-CoA metabolic process; fatty acid metabolic process
Molecular function (GO): fatty acyl-CoA hydrolase activity
Source: RefSeq, a predicted model, not a curated record